AUGGGACAAUCACUCCAGAGUCAAUUAGUGAGCAGUUGCCAAUCGGAUCAAGUCGAAUUGUGCAAAAGUAUUCUCAAUCAAGAUUUAAAUCUAUUCAAUUAUGAAGAUGAUAAGAAUAUAUUAUUGAUGUGUGCCAAGUAUGAAUCGGUUGGAAUUAUCAAAAUGUUAUUUUCCGAUUUUAAAACACAAGUGAUGGCAAUUAUCGAUAAGACUGAUUGGCCUUCGAAUUAUACGGCUUUGCAUUGGGCUUGUUAUAAUCAAAAUUUGGAGAUUGUGAAAAUUCUGGUGGAGAAUGGAGCCAACACAACACUUGAAAAUGCGGAUGGUCAUAAAGCAAUUGAUUUGUGUGAGAAAAAUUCAUCAGUUUAUUCAUAUUUAGCAAGUGAUAGAGCUUCAUUGUUUGAUUGGAUGAAAAAGACUCUUCAACCAAACAAGUACAAUCAUUCGAAUUAUAAACCAUCGGGAAAUGAGGACUAUGUCACAACAGAUACUGAUGAUGGUUUUGUGGAAAUUGAAAAGGUGGAGGUUAUUGAAACGGAGAAAACUCAACGAGAGGAAUCAAAGCCACUCACAAGCAAAUUACAAAUUUUGGAAAAUAUUACAAAGAGCUUUGCCAAAACUUUUAAAAUUGAAUCGACACUUUCACAUGACAUUACAUCGAGUGUUAGAUUUUCCAAAGUUAAUGACAUGGAAUUAAUGGAUCCUAUUGCCUCGGGAAGUGAAGGAAAGGUAUUCUAUGGAAGGUGGAAAAAGCAAUCAGUUGCCAUCAAGGUCAUUGAAGUGCCCUACCUCACUGAGGGGCUUGUGGAAAAUUUAAAUUUAAUUCUCAACAUUUCACACAAGUAUUGUGUCUCUCACCAUUCAUUUUCCUAUGAUGAGGAAAAUUGUAAAUUGUACAUAAUUAUGGAACUUAUGAAUACCAACCUGUUCAAGUAUAUUUUCAGACAAAGGAAAGAAUUGACUCUAAAAGAAAAGGUUCAUGCAUUACAUAGUAUUUCUAUUGGAAUGUUCUAUUUGCACGAUAUGAAUCCUCCUGUUUUAAAUUUGGAUUUGAAAUUGGAAAAUAUCUUGAUUAAUAUUGGAAAUGAUGGAAGACCUUCAGAUAUCAAAAUUUGCGACUUUGGAUUGUCAAUGUUUAAGAGCAAGGCAGAAUUCAUUAAAUUGACAGAUCCAGUGGGUACUUUGAGAGCCAUUGCCCCAGAAAUUCUUCAUAAUUUCACAUGUUCUGAAAAAUCAGAUGUCUACUCAUUUGGAAUUUUAAUGUAUGAAUUAUUAUUCGGAAGAGUUGCUUAUUAUGACUAUUUGGAAAAUGCAAAUGAAAAUGAUGGAGAUGACUUGUUGUUGAAUAUUGUCAAUAAUCACAAACGACCAACUAUUCCAUCUGACUAUACAAUGCCAACUCUCAAUCAAGAACGAACAAGUGUGGAAACCUUAAUAGAUAUGAUGCAGAAAUGUUGGGUGGAAGAUCCAAAACAACGACCAACCUUUGACCAAAUUACUACAGAAUUGGAAAAGAUUGUUUUGCCGUGCAAAUAA
Naegleria gruberi is the source of this 1536-nucleotide messenger RNA. RefSeq lists its product as uncharacterized. The record is from RefSeq and is a predicted model, not a curated record. Lineage: Eukaryota; Heterolobosea; Eutetramitea; Acrasida; Naegleriidae. Gene Ontology annotation, biological process: protein phosphorylation. Gene Ontology annotation, molecular function: ATP binding; protein kinase activity; protein binding. Bases 1 to 1536 code for a protein of 511 amino acids. The transcript is spliced from 7 exons.